AUUGGCAGCAGAAGAAGCGAGUGUGAACCUAAUUAAAUCAGUGGUCGGAGGACCUAAAGAUACUUCCAAGAACAGUUUUAAGAUUGUGAUAUAUUUUGAAUAACCGACAGUCAAAUAAUCGAAGUUCAGUGAUGAAACACCCAAGAAACCACUUUAGAUCUCCAAAAUCUGCAACGAAUUUCAACAUCCACCGAAUCUUCGUCCUGACAUUACCCAAGUGAUUCUCAUAGUGAAAUCAAUGCGUGACCACCGCGAAAAUGACAAGUGCUUAUAAUAAUCGCUAUUGUUGUUGUUAUUAUUAUUUAACAAAACCGACACGAAGAGUGGAUCAACGUGAAUACCAUCACACCAGGAUAGAAGAAGCCUUGCCAGACUUCAUCGACAAUUCUCCCGGUCGCUCGGCGAAAUGUCCUUUGCGUGGAAUCAACUCUUUCUUCUGUUAAUGUUACUGGCGGCCGAUGUUAAGUGGAUGUUUUGUAUACCAGACGUUCGAGUCACAUGUCGCACAGUUCCUGGACUCAACAAGGACCAAUUGGAAUUGUGCUACAAAGCAAGUGAUGUGACGGUGGCGGCACUUGAAGGUCUGGAAUUAGCUGUAAAGGAGUGUCAAGUUCAGUUUCAGUGGCAUCGUUGGAACUGUUCAUCAUUAAGUACAAAGAGUAGAAAUCCUCACUCAUCAAAUUUGCUUAAGAAAGGAUAUCGGGAAAGUGCGUUUGCGUACGCCAUCUCAGCAGCCGGCGUGGCUCAUAGUGUGGCAAGGGCGUGUAGUCAAGGCCGUUUAAUAUCGUGUGGUUGUGAUCCGUCCGUAAAUCGGAAAACUCUGACCAAGUCAUUGCGACAGAGUCUCGAUAAGGAAAAGAAAAUGUUCUUGGAGUAUCUGGAGACGAAUAAUGUGUUAACACCGGAGGAAGAAAAAAAAUAUGAAAGAUCCAAGAUCACGAGUCGAUGGAAAUGGGGUGGCUGUUCGCAUAACAUGGAUUUCGGAAUUGAGUUCUCCACUUUGUUUCUGGAUUCGCGAGAGAAGGCUGGUGAUAUCCAAUCGAAAAUCAACCUCCACAAUAAUCAUGCCGGCAGAAUGGCAGUCUCCAACAAUAUGGAAAUUCGUUGCAAAUGCCAUGGCAUGUCCGGAAGUUGUCAAUUGAAAACCUGUUGGAAAUCAGCGCCAGAUUUUCGUGUUGUUGGAAAAGUUCUAAAGCAUCAAUUUCGUCGAGCGAUUCUUGUGGACCAGUCCAACUUAGCUAAUGGUGAUCCGUUGGUUGUGCUGAAACGCAACAAGAAGAAAAAGAAAACGAACAGUUCGAACGAUCGACCGGCCCGGAAAACCGCUGUAGAUAAAACCGGGAUUAGAUUAAUUCGAAAAUUAGAGACUGCUUUAUUCUACUACCAAAGAUCGCCGAAUUUUUGCGAGAAGGAUCCUUCUGCUGAUAUUCAAGGUACAGUUGGGCGAAAAUGCAAUCGAACAAGCACCGGGACCGAUGGUUGUGCAUCUUUAUGUUGCGGCCGAGGAUACAAUCUCGUCAAAGACAUCCGUUUUGAACGAUGUCACUGUAAAUUUUAUUGGUGUUGUUAUGUUCAGUGUCAAGAGUGCAGGGUGGAGGAGUGGAUUAGUGUUUGCAACUAAUUGAAGUGAAUUGAACCCCCGAAAGUAUUGUGUAUGUAAUUGAUCGGAGGACACCCCCUUCUGUGUGGAGUUGAUGUAAAAAUGUAUGAGAAAAAAAUAUAAUGGAUUUGAAUCGAGGAAGAUUUAGAAAGGACAUCACUCAUUUAAACAUAUCUAGCGUAAAUUUUUUAAUGUGAACAUAUAGAUAAAAU
Messenger RNA from Hermetia illucens (black soldier fly), 1812 nucleotides. RefSeq names its product protein Wnt-10a (gene Wnt10). Gene Ontology annotation, biological process: cell fate commitment; neuron differentiation; multicellular organism development. The transcript is spliced from 6 exons. Bases 407 to 1621 code for a protein of 404 amino acids. Gene Ontology annotation, molecular function: frizzled binding; cytokine activity. The record is from RefSeq and is a predicted model, not a curated record. NCBI's taxonomy places the organism in Eukaryota, Metazoa, Arthropoda, Insecta, Diptera, Stratiomyidae. Gene Ontology annotation, cellular component: extracellular region.